AUGGCUACCAACCAAGCAUCAUCCAUGGAACCCAUCCGUACAGACCCGGACAUCCCGGGGACAGUUGACAUGAGCCUCUCUGAAGGCCAGGAGUCGACUGCCUACGGACUGGCUCUCUAUCCAGUUCCCUCCGAUGACCCCAACGAUCCUCUCCAGUGGCCAAAAUGGAAGAAGACUACGCUCUUGUUGCUCGUGUCUGUCUACUCGUUCCUCGCAAACGGCAGCUUGUUCGGCCCGACUGUAUACGUCAACUAUCUCGCUGAUAAGUUCCACAAGACGCCAAACCAGACGUCUCAGCUGACCACGUACCCAAACUUACUGUUUGGUUUCGGAUCUCUCAUCUUCGUGCCAAUGUAUCGUAAAAUCGGCCGCCGUCCUGUCAUGCUGAUAUCUCUUGUGCUGUACUGUGCCGGUCUCUUAGGAAGUGCUCUCUCCAAAUCGUACGACACACUCCUUGGUUUCCGAAUGCUCCAUGCUUUCGCCUCCUCUGUCUGUGAGGCUCUUCCCGCGCAGGUUGUCGCAGAUGUCUUCUUUCUCCACGAGCGUGGCAAAGCCCUUGGCUGGUAUACCUUUGCACUGACCACUGGUACUCUCUCUGCCGUUGCCGCUAGCUACAUGCUUGCAGGUGGCCACUCCUACAACCUCUUCUUCUGGGUUGAGUUUGCGAUCGGAUGCGUCUUGCUCCUUGCUGUUUUCUUCCUCUUCGAAGAAACUAUGUUCUUCAGAGAUAGCCACAUCCCAGGUGUUCCAUUGAACGCCGAUGGUUCGGCGAGACUUCAGAAAGAUGAGGAGCACCAGACUACCGAGGAGAUCGAGAUCCAGGCGACGCCACGAAACUACGUUCGUGACAGUUACUUGCAACAACUCAAGCUUAUCAGAAGAACGGAUCCAAACUCUCCCAUUGUCAUGAUGAUGGCCAGAUCGUUUACAUAUUUUGUGGUUCCGCCAGUCUUUUGGGUCUGCUCAACUUAUGGGAUCAUCAUUGGCUUGGCAGCCCUUGCUUUCACCGCCACAUUCCCGGGAAUCGUGACAUCUCCUCCUUACUCCUGGCCGAUCGAGAACACGGGGCUCAUAGCCGUCUCCGCCUUCCUGGGUUACCUCGCUGCCGCCGGGCCGUUCAGUUCGCUGCCUGAUCGAUUCUCUGCAAGGUUAACCAAGAAGAACAACAACAUCUACGAAGCAGAGUAUCGCCUCUGGUGCCUUGUUGUAGUACUUUUCGUAUCCCCGGCAUCUCUCAUCCUGUAUGGAUACUCAGCCGAGAAACAGCUCCACUGGUUCGGUCUAGUCUUUGCCGUUGGACUUUUCCAAUUCGGCGCAUUUUUCUUUUUGACGUAUACACUUGCUUACGCAAUGGACUCGUAUGAAGCAAAUGUACCAGAAAUGUUGAUUGCUAUGAAUAUCGGCAAGCAGGCCAUCUCUUUUGGGUUUGGGUAUGAGGUCAUCAACUGGAUCAUUAAAGAUGGGUAUGUGACGGUAUUUGCAGGGAUCUUCUGCAGUGUUCUUUUGGUCAAUAACCUUACGGUCUUUGUCUUCCUGGUGUUCGGGAAGCGACUGAGAGGGUGGUACACCCAUACCCGCCUAGCCAAGAUUCACAAGGGAAGCAUUCAUUGA
Messenger RNA from Fusarium odoratissimum NRRL 54006, 1611 nucleotides. RefSeq lists its product as uncharacterized. The transcript is spliced from 11 exons. Gene Ontology annotation, biological process: transmembrane transport. Bases 1 to 1611 code for a protein of 536 amino acids. Gene Ontology annotation, molecular function: transmembrane transporter activity. The record is from RefSeq and is a predicted model, not a curated record. Lineage: Eukaryota; Fungi; Ascomycota; Sordariomycetes; Hypocreales; Nectriaceae.